Malus domestica (apple) is the source of this 1403-nucleotide messenger RNA. RefSeq lists its product as uncharacterized. Lineage: Eukaryota; Viridiplantae; Streptophyta; Magnoliopsida; Rosales; Rosaceae. The record is from RefSeq and is a predicted model, not a curated record.
CUCCCUCAUCCAAAAUGCUAAGAAAGCCAACCGCCACACAUUCGGAAACUCCACACUCCACAGUGGAACACAGUGGCUUCGCUGCCCUCACUUCCCGCCAUCUUCUUCCUCCGUUCCAAUCUCUGCAAACCCUAAUUUCAAUUCUCCAACUUCCCCCUAUUUCUCCACUCAAUCCCUAAUUCGUUUCCCAAAUGCAGCGCCUCUCGUUCUCCAAUGCCUUAACGUCCCCAACCCCUCUCUUCCUCCACACGGAGCUCUCCCACCUCUCCCUCCAAUCCCUAACUCUAACACCCAAACCCAUGAUAAUCCGGAUGGGCGGCGGGCCCAGAACCUUCCCCGGCGGCGUAUCCAAGUGGCAGUGGAAGCGCAUGCAGGCGAAAAAAGCCAAGCAGCUCCUCAAGGCGCGGCUCUGCCGCGAGCGCCAAAUCUACGAGAUGCGAAAGAGGGCCGAGCUCAAAGCCGCCGUGUCCGAGCUUGAGCGGCCGUGGGAGGUUGUCGAGAAAGCUCCGAACUUGUUUUCUGUCAACGCCGACGAGCAAGUCAAGGUCUUGGCUGAUAGGUUUCAGAAGCCUGGUGGAUUCGAUUUGUGGACGGAGAGGGACGGCCCGCAGCUGUUUCAUACCAUGGAGGACUUACCCUCCGCGAGGUUUUUCCCCAAAGGGGUUGUUCAUAGUGUGAGGCCGUAUAAAAGGAUUUCUGGGCCGGAGGAAUUGGAGAGUUUGGAGCUUGAAGAUGGAGGAUUUGGAGGAGCUGAGGAAUUGGGAGAUGGGUUUAAGGGUAAGGGGAAAUUGGGAAGUGGGUCGUUCGAUUCAGAGGAAUCAGAUGGGGAGGGUUUGAAUCUGAAACAUGCUCUGGAAUCGUUGAGUGUGAAUGGCCAAAGUGGGAAGAAGUACGAUGGCAGAGUGGUGAAGAGAGGGAAUAGGAGAAAUUCUAAGUCUUCAGUUGGGUUUGAUAAUGCGGAAGCCGGUUUUGAUAGGAAACAGAGAGGACCGAGUCCCACAAUGCGCGGUGCAGAAGCUGGUUCUGAUAGGAAACGGAGAGGGCAGAGUCCAACAAGAAAGACUCGGAGUAGUAAGCGAAAUGAUUCAGGAUCUGAAGUUUUUGAUAUGAGCUUGCAGCAAGAUGGAAGCUAUGAACUUAGAGAGCAUAACGGCAAGCCAUGAAUUUUAUGCUCAUAAGUUGGUCUGGCAAGAGCCAUUUGCAUAGAAUUAAGUGAAUGGCAAGGGCCAUUUCAUGCUCAGCAAUUGUACCACCCGCACUUACACAAUAACACCCACUUACACGCUGCAGAUGUUUGUUUUAUUUUCUCUUUAGUCUACGUGAUGCUUGUUAUACAUGAUUUUUCAAUAAACUCAAUGGCAGCUUAUUUUGGAACUGCAGUUCAAUGUCAGAUUUUAAGAAGA